This is a messenger RNA of Hypomesus transpacificus, 1867 nucleotides long. RefSeq names its product coagulation factor IXb (gene f9b). Bases 46 to 1596 code for a protein of 516 amino acids. The record is from RefSeq and is a predicted model, not a curated record. Gene Ontology annotation, biological process: blood coagulation; proteolysis. Gene Ontology annotation, cellular component: extracellular region. Gene Ontology annotation, molecular function: serine-type endopeptidase activity; calcium ion binding. Lineage: Eukaryota; Metazoa; Chordata; Actinopteri; Osmeriformes; Osmeridae. The transcript is spliced from 8 exons.
GUGGCUUCAUUCAGGGAGGAAGUUUGUCAGAGCGAGGAGAAGAAGAUGGCGAACGUUUGUUUAUUGGUUUUCACAGCUGGUUUGCUGCUCAGCAGUGGGAUGGGAGCCGGAGAGUCAGGGUCUGUGUUUCUAUCUCAGCGGUCUGCGUUGGAAGUGCUGAGCAGACGGAGGCGCUUCAACACGGGGGGCCUGGAGGAGAUGCGGAAGGACAACCUUGAGAGAGAGUGCAGGGAGGAGCGCUGCGACCUGGAGGAGGCCCGCGAGGUCUUCGAGAACACCGAGCAAACAAGGGAAUUCUGGGGCGCUUAUACUGAUGGGGACCAGUGCGAGUCUUCACCCUGUCAGAACGGGGCCCGAUGUACAGAUGCCAUGAGCGCCUACGUCUGCUGGUGUCAGCCCGGAUACAACGGCAAGAACUGUGAGAUAGAGAUUGCCAGGCAGUGUGACAGGAACAACGGCGGCUGCUCUCACUUCUGCGUCCUGGAUGCUUUCAAGCAGGCCGUGUGUGAGUGCGCAGAAGGAUGGAAGCUGGCUCAGGACAAGAGGAGCUGUGAACCUCAAGGUGAAUACCCGUGUGGUCGUCUUGGCAAGGCAGUGACGUCAAUGCUGUCCUCCAGGUCCAUCAUAACAGCAACAGACAGACACCAGGAGAGAAGCGCAGACUUCAACAUGACGGCAACACCAGAGUCUUCCUCUGAUAAUCUGACCUCUGAAGAAUCAGGGCCAGAGGCAAACAGCACCACAGCGCUCCCUGCUGUCGCGCCAGGGGUGGGGGACCUCUCGGACUGGGACUUCUACCCCACCCUGCCCACCAUCCUGGAGAAAACGUCCUCCGACCAGCGCAUCGUGGGGGGCAACGACGUCAUACCAGGGGAGGUGCCCUGGCAGGUGUCUCUAAUUAACCGGGCUACACGUCAGAGCUUCUGUGGUGGUGCCCUGAUCAGCGAGGUCUGGGUGAUCACUGCUGCCCACUGUCUAAAGGAAGGACAUGUAGGAAUGUUCUUUGUCAGAGCCGGGGAGCACAACCUGUAUGUGGAGGAGGGGACGGAGAGCGACCACAGCGUGUCGGAGCACCACAUCCACCCUCGCUACGAGGCCAAGCGGAGCAAGUACAACCACGACAUCGCCCUGCUGCGCCUGCAGACGCCCGUGGUCCCGUCCGACCAGCGCCUGGCCCUCUGCCUGGGGCCUCGCGACUUCACCGAGACCCUGCUGCGAGACGCCCCGGGCUCGCUGGUCAGUGGCUGGGGUGCUCUGCGCUUCCAGGGGCCCCAGCCGUCCAUCCUCCAGAAGGUGGAGGUGCCGUACGUGGACAGGACACGCUGCAAGAGCAGCAGCGCCGAGCGCGUCUCGCGCUUCAUGUUCUGCGCCGGUUACCACGGCGAGCAGAAGGACUCGUGCCAGGGAGACAGCGGGGGGCCCCACGCCACGCGUUUCCACGGCACCUGGUUCCUGACGGGCAUCGUGAGCUGGGGCGAGGAGUGCGCCAAGCACGCGAAGUACGGCAUCUACACGCGCGUGUCGCGCUACUUCCCCUGGAUCACCAACGUCACCGGGAUUGGAACCGACAACUCUGAGAGUGACUCAGAGGUCUAGGCAGGUGAUCCCACCGUCUAUCGCUGGCCGUCCAUCUGUCGACAGCACGUCCAUCUGUCUGUCCCCCACCUUAGAUGGUCUGUCACCUGUAGGUCUACGGUAAGACAGGGCUUUACUUCACCUCCCUACAGUUCAUCUGUGGUAGCGCAGUCUGCUCUGACCUCUGACCCCUCAUCCUCAUUCAUGUCUCAGAAGCAGCUUACGGAGCGUGUAAAUGACAUAGCUUCUGAGGCCUCAUGGGAUUAAAGAGAAUCUGGUAGAGAUGUGUCAU